Messenger RNA from Aspergillus calidoustus, 876 nucleotides. Lineage: Eukaryota; Fungi; Ascomycota; Eurotiomycetes; Eurotiales; Aspergillaceae. The record is from the annotation of a GenBank genome assembly.
AUGGCAGGGAACAAGAAGAACACCAUGGACCAGACCUACAAACCCACCCCCUCCGCGCCCAUGGUGCGCAUCAUGGUCCUGGAAACCGACGUCCCCCACCCAGACACAUACUCGGAGCGCGGCUCCUUUGGCCAAAUCGUGCACGAGCACUUUGCCAAAGCCGGGCGCGAACACCACCCACCCCUCGGCGUCGAAAUCGACCAGGUCUUCGUCGUAACCGAACAGGGCGGGGAGAUCCCCCCGGUAGACGCCUUCGAAGGGUUCGACGGGCUCCUGAUCACAGGGAGCGUCUACGACGCGCACGCAGACAACGAGUGGAUUCUGUCGCUGCUGGAAUUGUUGCGGAAGCUCUGGAUCACCCGCCCGGAUUUCCGCUUCCUCGGCGUCUGCUUCGGCCACCAGCUCCUUGCGCGCCUUCUCGGCGGGGAUGUCGGGCCUGCGCCGACGCAGGACUGGGAACUCGGGCACUGCAGGAUCACACUCACCCCCGUCGGCCAGCGCCUCUUCCGCACGGAUGACGAUUAUAUCCACCUGCACCAGAUGCACCAGGACCAGGUCCUCUCCCCACCGACAGCUGCAUCUGCAGGGCCCGAGCUGCUCCCCGCCGACGCGGAAAUCGCCGUCUGGGGCCGCAGCGAACAUACGCCCGUGCAGGGGUUGUAUAUCCCAAACAGACUAUUCACGACGCAGGCGCAUUUGGCGUUUGAUGAGGACAUGGUGAAGAGGCAGAUUCAGAUCCGCGUUGAGAGUGGGGGCAUUAAGGAUUUGGAGCAUGCGGAUCGGGCGGCGGAGACGGCGGAUCUGGAGCAUGAUGGGGUGGAGGUUGCCAAGGCGGUCUUACGGAUUUUUGUUUUUGAUGAUAAUGGGCAUGCGUGA